AUGUGGAAGGCUGGCCUGGUCCUCCAGGGCCAGGAAGUGGCCAUAACCUACUGGCGUGACAGCCUGUGUAAAUACACAGGACGCCAUGCCUUCCCUGUGCCCCCUUUGCCCCAAAACAUGUUUGUUGCCCCCGUGCAGCCACCACCUCCUGGGGGUCCACUGUGCCCCCAGCCACUUUCCUGGAGGUCCACUGUGCCCCCAGCCGCCCUCCUGGAGGUCCACCGCACCCCCCAGCUGCCCUCCUGGAGGUCCACUGUGCCCCUAGCUGCCCUUCUGGGGGUCCACUGUGCCCCCAUGCAGCCACCACCUCCUGGGGGUCCACUGCCUUCAUGCAGCUUCCAUUCAGGCUGCUCACCAGCCACCCCUCUGCGGCCCCCGGGCAGCCCCAGAGAAAGUGAAUCCGGGUGCAAGCUGGAGUUUGCCAUAACCCCCAGGGUGAAGGCUAGGCUCCAGGGCACCUUCACUGCAGGGCACGGCCCCAGGCCCCAGCAGUCCUGGCAGCCCCCUCGCAUCACCUCCUGCCCUCGAGCCCCGACCAGGGGCGGAGCGGCCUGGUGGAGCCCGCACCUUGAUGAGCCCGCACCUGGCCCCGGGCUCCCGGGCUCCGGCCGGUGGGGGCUGGCCUACGCCUUCCCGGCCGGCCCCAGCCCCACGCGCACGCCGGGCGGGCCUCAGGGCGUGGGCUGGGCGCGGGCCCCCGAGCGGCCGGCGGCGCACACCUGCCCCUGCCCCUGCCCCCUGCCCACCUGCCCGCCUGCCCGCGCCUUCAUUAGGCCGCGCCUGUGCGCCCGCCAGGCACAGCAGUCCAGGCCAUGGAGCCCGCGGGGCGCGUGUGCAAGGAGCUGCGGGUGCUGUAUGACUUGUUUGUCCCCCUCCCACACCACGGCCCGCCGCAGUGCCCUACCCCAGGGAGGUUACUCACCUGUCUGCCCCUCGUUCUUCCUCUGCUGGAGGGGUGUCAGCAGUGCCCCCCUCCCGGGAUUACUGCACAUGGUGCUAGCUCUGAGAAAGCCGUCAGCACCUGGCCAGGAAGGUGGCCGGGACGCAGGAACUGGGCCCCUGGCUGCUGGCCCAGAGGUGGAAGGGCUGCUACAGGGACCAGCAUCCCAGGCACAGGAUGCUCCAGGCGAGGGGCUGCCACCCACCGAGGCAUCUGGAGGACUACCGGGGGCUGAUACGGGGCCAGGGUCCCAGCCCUCUAGCUCAGGAACUGGGCGGUGCCCCCCUCCCAGCAGGGACAGGACUCUAGACUCUUCCGGACCCCAAUCUCGGGGGAAAGGGCGCUCCCUCCAGGCAAGAGAAGCUAAGCCCAGCAAGAGGCCCUUAUCCCCUGACCCUGGACAGCAAAAGCGGCUGAAGGCCGGGGAUCUGGCCAAAGCACCGUCUCCUUGCAGCCCUCUCUCAGGCCCAACCCCCCGCCACCCAGUGCCCUGUGGGUUGGGCCGGGGCCCCUGCCACCUGGCCAACCUCCUCAGCACCCUGGCCCAGGACAGCCCAGACAAAGGCCAGAGGAAGGGGCCCCCUGAGGUGCCCUGCCAUGUUCGGAAGAAGACUCGGACCCUAUAUCGCUCAGACCAGCUGGAGGAGCUGGAGAGGGCAUUCCAAGAAGACCACUACCCCGACAGCGACAAGCGCCAGGAGAUUGCCCAGACGGUGGGGGUUGCCCCACAACGCAUCAUGGUAUUGGAGGGGAGGGGAGCAGCUGGGUGGAAUCUGGGGCUACUGACCCCCGGCCUGAGCUCGGCCCUUCUCAGUCUCUUCAGGUGCUCCCCCCAACAGGUGUGGUUCCAGAAUCGCCGGGCCAAGUGGCGGAGGGCUGAGAAGGUGAACGGGAAAGGGGACAAGGGGAGUCCUGUGGCCCCUGCCCCCACUGAUGGGUGUGGCAGCUCUGUGGCUGCUGAGCCCCCGCCUGCAGUGUCUCUGGGCCCAGGGCCUGGUGCCACCUCCCAGGAGCCCCCUCCUGAUGCUCUUCCAGAACCUUCCGUGCAGCUGGCACCUGACCGGCCCCCAGACCCCGCCCGGCAGAAUGAAGGUGCUCACAGGGUGGCCAUGAUGCCCCCACUCUUCAGCCCCCCACCAGUUCGCAGAGCUAGUCUUCCUUUUCCCCUUGGCCCUGUCCCCACCCCACAGCUGAUGCCUCUGCUGCUGGACGCCCCAGGCAGUGACGGCAGCCUCAGGGAGGGGCCCUGUGGAUCUUGGGGCACAAGCAUCACCUCACCCCCUACCUGCCCAUAUCUGGAGGAGCUGGAACCUCAGGACCACCAGCCAGGCCACCAGAAGGGGUCCUUCCCAUUCCCCCCAGGGCCCCAGCCGCUGCUUGCCCAGCCCCCAAAGCCCAUGUUGUCCUACCUGCAUCCCUUCCCCUUCCCCACACCCAGCUCACUGACACCACCCCCAAUGGAGGAUACCCUCUUCCCUGGGCUCUAUGGCCCCCAUGGGGGCUCCUCCCAGGGCUGCUUCCCAGGCCCCCCAUCAGGGCAGGUCCUGCUGCAGCCACCAACUGGGAACAUGGGUCCAGUGCCCUGGAGUGACCCCUGCCUACCGGAGCUGCCCUUCCCUGGUCCCUUCUGCACACAGGCUCUGGGCCAUCCUGCAGAGGCAGAGGGCUACUUCCCCGAUGACCUCUUCCCGGAUCCUUAUGUCCAGGCCAAGAGUGGGCAGCCUUCCCCAGGUGCCUCCAUGCCAAACGCAGUGGCCAGGCCAUCGGGAACAGGGCCCCUACUCAGCAAGGCUCCUGAGGGGCCACUGGCUGCCCCCCAGAACCAGCCAGCCACUCGAGACGAGGCCAGAGGUGAAGACAGGAGCAACCUUGUUUCCUAG
Loxodonta africana (African savanna elephant) is the source of this 2820-nucleotide messenger RNA. RefSeq names its product NOBOX oogenesis homeobox (gene NOBOX). Gene Ontology annotation, biological process: regulation of transcription by RNA polymerase II. Gene Ontology annotation, molecular function: RNA polymerase II cis-regulatory region sequence-specific DNA binding; DNA-binding transcription factor activity, RNA polymerase II-specific. The record is from RefSeq and is a predicted model, not a curated record. The transcript has 13 exons. Bases 1 to 2820 code for a protein of 939 amino acids. Lineage: Eukaryota; Metazoa; Chordata; Mammalia; Proboscidea; Elephantidae.